CCAAACCAAGGUGACCAAAUUCUCUCUCAACAUUUCCCGAACUUUUUUUUUUUUUUUUGGUUUCUGUCCAUUUUUGCUGAGCGAGCCUCAUAGCACUUCACUUUCUCUGUCAUCUUGCAAUGGAAAAAGUUUGUGAAAUAUGUGGUGGUGGUGGUAAUAAUCCUCGUUACAAACUUUUACUUGUAACUUGUUCUGUAUGCAACAUAACUUGCGAACAUAUUUAUUGCAUGGGAAGAAAAGUAAAGCACGAGGUCCCUGAAGAUUGGAUCUGUGAAUCAUGCCAAAGUGUCAGUGACUCGGUUUUGAUGGAAUCUGGGAAGAAAGAUGAAGCUGUCACAAUAGCAAUGAGCAAGGGGCAAUUGUCAGUUUCACAGCUUCAUUCCAAGAAGCAAAAGCCUGUAGAAACUGGUAAAGUUAAGUUCAUUCCUCAUGAAGAAAUGAUUAAGCUAUCUUCAGAGACCUUCAAUGAGUCAAAAGUAGCUUCUGGAAAGUUGCAUGCUCACCAGAAGAAAUCUAGGGAUGUUAUUUUGGUUCCCAAAAAUCAUUGUGACAUUUCUGAAAAGAAGAUGGAGAAUUCAACUAAAAAAUCACCUUUAUGCUCUAGACCUGUUGAUCAAGGUGGUGUUCCUAGGAUCAUUUCAGAGAAAAAACAUGCUGCCCCAUGCACAAAAGAGCCUCUAACAAAAAGACAGCAUGUAUCUAGCAAAGUUGGAAUUUCAAAUAAAAAGAUAGAGAAGAAACUAGUCAAAGAAUCAUGCACAUUGUUGCCAUCAUCACUUGAUGUUAGUGCAGGUGGUAAAACUAAGGAUGUUCAAGGAGACCUGCCAAAUUUCCCACUUAGUUUUACCUUGUAUAUCACAUAUUUUCCCGCUCCAGAUGUAACUUGGAAGGGAGGCUUCAGCAUUCUAAAUUGGAUUCCAUGUGAAUUCUUCAGUAGGUUCCAGGCACAACUUCCUUGUAAAGUUCAUCCUGAAGUUUAUAAAAUUUCGAGAAAGAUGCCUCCAGUUCUUCAAGUUAAGAUGCUUCCUCAGUGCCAUUUCUUUGCUGAUCUCUUCCAGGAUGUUUGUCCAGAUCUUUUAGAUGUUGGAAUGUACUUUUUCCCAGCUGAUAACAUUGAAAGAUCAAGACAGAGCUAUGUGAAGCUGUUUGAACACAUGCAAGUCAAUGAAUCAGUUAUGAUAAGUUAUAUUGAUGGUGUUGAGCUGCUAAUAUUUACAUCUACACAGCUUAAUGCCGAUUCACAGAAUAUUUUGUCCUCAGAAUCAAAACAAUUCUUAUGGGGCAUCUUUCGUAGCACCAAUGAUAAGCUUCUUCCUUCCAAUGCACAAGAGAAGCUCCCCACAUUGGUUAAUUCUCCGGACGAUGAUGAGGACAUGGAAAUCGACGUUCCACUGAUUCGUAAAGGGCGAAGAUUUUCGUAGAAUUCAGAGAAGAAUAGCCUAGAAAACAUUACAAUCAGGUUUCAUAUCAGAUAUCAUAUCUGUUUCCUCUAUGUAGAUGAUCACAGUAGAAGUUGGACAGUUGUAGUAGAAAAGUAGAGACUAGGCUAAACUCUAACUUAGAUGUAUAUAUAUAUAUAUAUAUAUAUAUAGUAAGAAAAAGAAGCUCCAUGGCUAUGGUUUUUGAUAUUGUUGGGAAUAGGAUAGAAAAUUUCAUUUUGUAUGAGAGAUUGGUGGAUGAGAUUGAUCAUUGUAAAAAGGGGAAGGGUUUCAUUUUAGCAUUGUAAAUUUGUCAUUUUGGGUGUUUUAUUAUUCAAUUAUCUUAGACUUUCUCUAAGAUCUUCAAUGCAAGUAACUUGGACAUUUUCAAUGGACGAUGAUCUUAGAUAAAGAUGAAUAAAUAAUAUAUUUGAGAUAA
Humulus lupulus (European hop) is the source of this 1857-nucleotide messenger RNA. RefSeq names its product PHD finger-containing protein 6-like. The transcript is spliced from 9 exons. NCBI's taxonomy places the organism in Eukaryota, Viridiplantae, Streptophyta, Magnoliopsida, Rosales, Cannabaceae. The coding region runs from base 120 to 1421 and encodes 433 amino acids. The record is from RefSeq and is a predicted model, not a curated record.